Messenger RNA from Peronospora farinosa, 804 nucleotides. The record is from the annotation of a GenBank genome assembly. NCBI's taxonomy places the organism in Eukaryota, Oomycota, Peronosporomycetes, Peronosporales, Peronosporaceae.
AUGGCGACGGAUCCUGUGAUCGUCCGCAGCACAACAGCUAGUGGCUCGGCCGUUUACGAGUCGGAGCGUGCGGUACACGAAUACCUGCAGUUUCAUUAUGGUGAGCCGUCCGCUGUGGUUCCCUACAGCUUUGCACCAAGAGACGCACUGGAGUUUCUACCACGCACGGUGGAACAUUGUGUGAAACUGGCAUCUUUAAGUCAACGUGGUCGUGCGCUCGAUAUUGGCUGUGCAGUGGGUCGAGCCACGUUUGAACUCAGCAAGCACUACAAUGAGGUUGUCGGUAUCGAUUUUUCGAAGCAUUUUGUGGAUGCAGCUAAUCAGAUGAAGGAACGUGGUGAGAUGGAGUACGAGGCGCAUGUUCAGGGAGAUAUCCACGAACGCCGCUUUGCGAGACUACCUGAGUGUGCCAAGCCAGCUGUUGUUGUUUUUCAGCAAGGAGAUGCAUGUCAUUUAUCUCGAUCAUUAGGCAAGUUUGACGCGGUGUUUGCCACCAAUUUGCUGUGCCGGUUGCCAAAUCCAGAGAAGUUCCUGAACGAUAUUGGUGGAUUUGUUCACUCUGGUGGCGUCCUUGCUCUCGUGAGUCCGUACUCGUGGCUGGAGGAGUACACGGUGAAGGACAAAUGGAUUGGCGGCGUACGCGACGGCGAGGGAAAGCCCGUGGACAGUUUCAGCAUGAUUAAAAAGCUGCUAUCGAAGGACUUUGAGCUGAUAGAGCGUCAGGACUACCCAUUUAUGAUUCGAGAACACGAGCGCAAGUAUCAAUGGGGUGUAUCCGACGGUACUUUUUGGAAACGCAAGUAA